Messenger RNA from Daphnia carinata, 1085 nucleotides. RefSeq names its product very-long-chain 3-oxoacyl-CoA reductase-like. NCBI's taxonomy places the organism in Eukaryota, Metazoa, Arthropoda, Branchiopoda, Diplostraca, Daphniidae. The record is from RefSeq and is a predicted model, not a curated record. The coding region runs from base 80 to 1027 and encodes 315 amino acids. The transcript is spliced from 6 exons. Gene Ontology annotation, cellular component: endoplasmic reticulum. Gene Ontology annotation, molecular function: oxidoreductase activity.
UAAGUGCAGUCGGUUACAACCAUCGCUGUAUUUCAGUUGAAAAUUUGUGUACUUAAAUUGAAUCAUUUUUAAUACACAAAUGUCGGGUUGCUGUUUAGCAGAAUUUGUUGGCUGGUCAGCUUUGGCCAUUAUUGCAGCCAACUCCUUGUAUAAUGUGUGUCAUUUUAUUUACACAACUUUUUUGGGCCGCCUAUUAGGACAUGGCAUCGAUCUUAAAUCUUGUGGGCCAUGGGCAGUGGUCACCGGUGCUACCGAUGGCAUAGGCAAAUCCUUCGCCAAACAACUCGCUGCAGCUCGCCUUAACGUCGUCCUAAUCAGUCGGAAUUCCACAAAAUUACAGAAAGUGGCCGAUGAAAUUAAAAGUGAAUACAGUUCGAUCCAGGUGAAAACGAUCGCCGUAGACUUCACCGAAAGCCAGAAAAUCUACAACACUCUGAGAGAUGAACUGAACAAGUUGCAAAUCGGCAUUUUGGUCAACAACGUUGGCAUGUUGAUCGGAUUCGGCCAGCGCUUUGGCAAUAUAGAAGACGAUAAGGGCAUUCACGAUAUAAUCAACUGUAAUGUUUUGAGCAUGGCGCGCAUGUGCCACAUCGUUUUGCCUCAAAUGACCCAACGCAAAAAGGGUGUCAUCGUCAACGUGGGAUCACUUACAAGCACAAUACCUACACCAUAUCUCACCAUUUACGGUGCUACAAAAGCAUUUGUUGACAAAUUCUCACGAGAUUUGGCAGCUGAAGUCAAGUCGUUGGGUGUUACAAUCCAAACUGUGCAUCCUGGUUAUGUGGCCACAAACAUGGCGAGUCACAUGAAGCCUUCUCUAGUUAGUCCCCAUCCAGAUACGUUUGCCGCAGCAACGCUGAAUACUCUUGGAUUAGAGCAGCGAACGGCAGGAUAUUGGACUCAUAAAAUACAGUUGUAUUUCACCGAUCUUGCAAAUUUCUUUGUGCCGCGUCACGUGUUAGAAAAGGGUGCGAUUAAGCAUUUUGGCGAAUUAAAGAAAGCUGCCCUAAAAAAGACAUCUCGCUAAAACACGAUUUCCGAUUCUGCUUUAGUGGACAGAAAUACAACGAUCUUUGUUGUCCGAA